GAUAAAAUGUCCGAUGAGGUUAUUUCUUGUCUGGAAAAGUAUAUCCUCAACUUUGGUGUUUGUAAAUGUUGUGCUCUACGCCUGACUAAGGGUUAUCAUUGUCAACCGAGUGAUUUACUAAGCGCCUUUCAUUCACAAUCCUAUUCUAAAGAUUAUGUGUGUAAAAUAUGUUUUGGCCUAUUGCAUCAUUCAUUGUUAUGUGAUAUGCCAUUGACGAUGAGUACUAAUCAUGAUGAUGAUGGCGAGAAAUAUGCUCUAGUGUAUUUGUAUAAAAAGAUUAUUGAAUCAAAAUAUCAAUUUACAGCAUAUCAACUUCGGGUCACUGAACCAGUCAAUAUUACUAUACGUGAACAAUUUCUAUGGGAUGAACUAUUAUCUCUAAUAAACAAUAAUAAUAAUAUUAGUAAUAGUAGCGACAAACACGUUAAUGAAACCCAGAAUGGUCAGUCAUUUCUAUUCACACACAGCGAUAUUAGUACAUUAAGGUCGCAUACAGUGCCAGUGAAAACUGUCUGGAAAUGGAUUGUCGAACCAAAAUUAUCAGAAUUAUUGAAGGCGCCAGUUAUAUAUUCCCUACGAAAUGAUACUGAAUUGAAAUCAAUUAAAACAAAUGGAUUACAUUCAACUAAUCCAAAUCAUGAUCAAGAAUCAAAUAUUAUGUGCAUUAGUGUAGAAUUUUCACAGAAUUCUAUUCAGUCAGAUUUUAAUGCACUAGUAAAUUAUCUAGAGAAAUUUCCUUCUUCAUAUUCUAUUCAUUCUUUUCUUGUCCGAUUGAAAAAUUCAAAAAUACCGCGUAAACGUUCACGGUUCAAUUUUACUGAAAGAAUCAAAGCAACUGCAUUAAAACAACACAAAGAAGACGAAGAAAUAAUCAAUGAUGAAGAGGAUAAUGAAGCGAAGGAUGUAUUGAUGGAAGAUAAUGCUUGUUCAUUGGUUGAUAAUAAUAACAACAAUAAUGACAGUGAUCGUACACACUUAUCGAUUUCCAAUCAGCCAACAUCAGCGUUAUCAUCUGUGAUAAAUAUUGGUUAUACUUUAGACAGAUCAUGUCAAUUUUCUCGAACAGUGCUGACAGAGCUUUCUUCUUUGUUAAAAGAUGUUUGUUUACAUUCAGAUUAUAUUAAGAAGAGACUUUCUGAAGACAAUCAUUCCUUGGCAUUUAUGACAUUAUUAAAUAUCUCACGAAGUAUACCAUUGUGUUUAGCUGGUCGAUAUGUCAAAUUGAGUCGACGCUUACCACAAACUCCAUGGUUAAUUGGAACACAGCGUAAGUUGGAUUCUUCAGUGGAAGAGCUUAUCACUGGACUGAUAUUGCCUGAAUUCGGUGCAAAUGCUCAAAGUUGUUUUAUGUCAUCUGGUAGGGAAGAUGUUGAUGUCAGGUGUCUUGGUCUAGGUCGACCAUUUGUAAUUGAAAUCAAUAAUUAUGCAGUAUUACCAUCAGAAAUAGUUCGUAAAUGGUCGAUCAAUAAUAAUGCUGUUGGUGCAGAAUCUAUUGAAAUCGAUCCAUCUCAAUCAUUGGAUUUACUGAAAUUAGCAUCGUUGGUCAAUUCAAACACACAGGAUAAAGUGUAUAUAAGAGAUUUACAGUUGGUAUCAUCUGCAACUGCUUCAGCUAAAAUCAAAGGAGGUGAAAUGCAAAAGGCUAAAUGUUAUCGUGCACUAUGCUGGUGUCCAAAUGGUGGAAUCACAACAGAGAUGCUUAUGAAGAUGGAGAAGUAUGCGCCAUGCAUAUUUAUUAAGACAGCAGCGAAUAGCAAUGGUGAUGAUAACAAUAAUAAUAGCAGUAACGUCAUUGAAGAAAAGCCUGUCAUUCAAUGGCCCUGUUCUUCAUCGUCCUGUGGAACAAAAAUUGGAUUUGGUCCAUUUGAAGUGAAUCAACUUACACCAUUACGUGUAUUGCACAGGCGAGCAUUAAUGACUCGUAAACGUGCUAUUCAUCAUGUCUGUUUUAUGUCAUAUAAAGAAGCAAUGCAAACUAAUAAUCCUGUGUUUGAUGAUUUCAAAUCAUGGUCAAAAUUAUAUUCAGAAGAUGAACUUUUCCUGUUGGAGUUACGUUGUGAAGCUGGUACUUAUGUUAAAGAAUUUGUACAUGGCGAUCUUGGUCGAUGUAAUCCUAGUUUAGCAAGUAUAUUUGAAUGUCAUGUAGAUAUAUUAGCGCUGGAUGUGAUUAGCGUUGAAUUGGAUUGGCCGAAACGUUUACAAAAUCCAUUCACCCUUUGACUUUGACUAAGAGAAAAGAUGUACAGAAGCCUCUUUUUUUCUUCUUAUUCUCUACUUUUGUAGUAAUAAUUUAUUGAUUUGUAUGGAAAAA
This is a messenger RNA of Trichobilharzia szidati, 2311 nucleotides long. The record is from the annotation of a GenBank genome assembly. NCBI's taxonomy places the organism in Eukaryota, Metazoa, Platyhelminthes, Trematoda, Strigeidida, Schistosomatidae.